AUGCCCUACUCCUUCGACGAGUAUGUGUGCAUCGCCUUGACGUCGACACCAUCACUCGUCCCCACCUCCACUCGCGCUGCCCUCCGGGAUCCCCAUUGGCUAGCUGCGAUGCAGGAUGAGUUCGAUGCCCUACAGCACUACCGCACGUGGCAGCUUGUUCCGCGACCCCCUCGUGCCAAUAUCAUCACUGGUAAGUGGGUGUUUCGCCACAAGACUCGCCCGGACGGUUCUCUCGAGCGCUACAAGGCUUGGUGGGUGGUUCGUGGAUUUUGGCAGCGCGCGGGCAUGGAUUUCACCGAUACCUUCGCCCCGGUUGUUAAACCGGGCACAAUGCGCGCCAUGCUCCAGUUGGCGGUCUCGCGCGCCUGGCCUGUGCACCAGUUGGAUGUCUCCAACGCCUUCUUGCACGGCCAUCUUGCUGAGUAG
Molecule: messenger RNA, 426 nt
Organism: Aegilops tauschii subsp. strangulata
Lineage: Eukaryota; Viridiplantae; Streptophyta; Magnoliopsida; Poales; Poaceae
Source: RefSeq, a predicted model, not a curated record